Messenger RNA from Passer montanus (Eurasian tree sparrow), 370 nucleotides. Its product is annotated as selenoprotein W-like. Lineage: Eukaryota; Metazoa; Chordata; Aves; Passeriformes; Passeridae. The transcript is spliced from 5 exons. The record is from RefSeq and is a predicted model, not a curated record. Gene Ontology annotation, biological process: response to selenium ion. Gene Ontology annotation, cellular component: cytosol.
CCCCCGCGCAUGCGCAGUUGCCGCCAUGGCGCCGCUCCCAGUCCAUGUCCUUUACUGCGGAGCCUGAGGCUACAAACCCAAGUUUGAGAAGCUGAAGCAGGAGCUGGAGCGGCGCUUCCCGGGAGCCCUGGCCGUGAGCGGCCAGGGCACCCCGGAGGUGACGGGAUGGUUUGAGGUGACCGUGGGGGGGCGCCUGGUCCACUCCAAAAAGAACGGCGAUGGCUUCGUGGACAGCGACCCCAAACUGCGCCGGGUCGUGGCCGCCAUCGAGUCCUGCCUGGCCUAGGCCCCGCUAGGGGGGCGCUGUCGCGACAUGUCGCGACAUGGCGGCGGAUACCGGCGGAUAUAUCGCGAUAUAUCGGGAGAUAUC